Molecule: messenger RNA, 2009 nt
Organism: Humulus lupulus (European hop)
Lineage: Eukaryota; Viridiplantae; Streptophyta; Magnoliopsida; Rosales; Cannabaceae
Product: cytochrome P450 71A9-like
Exons: 2
Coding region: 77-1651 (524 amino acids)
Molecular function (GO): oxidoreductase activity, acting on paired donors, with incorporation or reduction of molecular oxygen; monooxygenase activity; iron ion binding
Source: RefSeq, a predicted model, not a curated record
AGUCUCUCAUCAUAUAUCCAUCAUAAAUGGCGAAUGCAUAUUAAAAGAAAAUUGAGCUUAUUAGAGGUUUCCAGUGAUGACUAUCUUUCCUUCUACAUCCAUAAGCAAUAUUUUAUCCAUGGCUACUUCUCUUUCUCCCCUACUCCAAAUAUUAUUCCUUUUUCUAAUACCCUUUAUCUCAAUAUAUGUGUGCCUUUACAAACAGAGGAUACUAAAGCUUCCUCCUGGUCCUAUGAGGUUACCAAUCAUUGGAAACCUCCACCAGUUGCUAGGCAACACGUUUCCCCAUCAAACAUUCGGGCGACUUUCUCACCGAUAUGGACCAAUCAUGUUUUUGAAACUCGGGAGCAUACCAACUCUGGUGGUCUCGUCUGCUGAAGUGGCUAAAGAAAUCUUCAAAAGUCAUGAUAUUAUCUUCUCGGGAAGACCGGUCUUGUACGCCGUAAAAACACUCGGCUACAACGGCUCUACUGUCUCAUUCGCUCCUUAUGGCGAUUACUGGCGAGAGAUGAGAAAGAUUGUAAUCUUAGAACUUCUUGGUCAAAAGAGAGUUCGGGCUUUUCAGGCUGUGAGGGAAGAAGAGGUUAGAACUUUAAUUGAUACUAUAACCAGUACACCUACUUUUUUAAAUUCUGGUAUCGUUAAUCUCAGCCAACUCACGCUUACUUUGGCGAAUAGCGUUGUUUGUAGAGUUGCUUUUGGAAAGAAGUACAAUGGUUCUAAUGAUCAUCGUGAAGAUGGAAAGGGUGGACUUAGUGAGUUACUUCAUGAAACACAGAAUCUACUUGGUAGUUUUUGCGUGGCUGACUUUUAUCCACGGUGGUUGACUUGGGUUAACAAGUUCAAUGGUCUUGAACGAAGGGUUAACAAGUGUUUUAGAGACUUGGAUAAUUUUUAUGAUAAAGUAAUUGAAGAGCAUCAUCAUUUUGAUCCUGGUAAUACCAAACACGAAGAUGUUGUUGAUGUUUUACUUCAACUUCAGAAUGAUCCAAACCAAGCCUUAAAGAUCAACAAUGACCAAAUCAAGGGUGUUAUAACUGACCUAUUCAUUGCUGGGACUGAUACAACAUCAGCAGCACUAGUAUGGAUAAUGGCAGAACUGAUUAUGAAUCCAGAAGCCAUGAAAAGAGCACAAGAAGAGCUCAGAGAAGUGACCAAGAGAAAAGGGUUUGUAGAGGAAAGCCAACUUUCAAAACUAAACUACAUAAAAUUAGUCAUCAAAGAAGGAUUCAGGCUCCACCCACCAGUACCACUACUAGUUCCAAGAGAAACGACAGAGUCAUGCAGAAUGAAAGGGUACGACAUUCCAUCAGGAACAAGGGUGUUUAUCAACACAAGUGAGAUUGGGAGGGACUCGAAGUACUGGGAGAAGCCUAACGAGUUCAGGCCUGAGAGGUUCAUGGAGAGCUCAGUUGACUAUAGAGGAAAACACUUUGAGUUGUUGCCAUUUGGUGUUGGAAGGAGAGGGUGUCCUGGGAUUAACUUUGCUACGGUGUUGAUUGAGCUUGCACUUGCUAAUCUGUUGUGUCGUUUUGAUUGGGAGCUUCCUAAUGGAAUGAAAAGAGAGGAUAUGGAUAUGGAAGAAGCAUUUGGGUUAACUAUGAAUAAGAAAAUUCCUCUGUGCCUAGUUGCUAAGGUGGUUGAUCUUUGAGUUGUGAACUUGUGAAAAUAACUAUUUAAUGUCUACAUCUUCGCGAGACUGUGAUCUUGGCUUAAUUUCCUUGUCUAGAACACUGCAAGUUGUUUUUGUCUCGUCAAUUUCAGAUCAAGUUUAUACGAUUUAACUUCCAAGACAUUGUGUAUUGAUAUGUCACAUUUGUGAUGUGUACCUGUGGUCGUGUUAUAUAGUAAUUAGGUGCCCAUUCAAAUAAUAUUAUACUUAGAUUUUAUAACAUCUGUUAUAGAGGCUACAGCUCAUAUCAGUGUACCAAGCUCAGGCUUAUUUUGAUAUCUCUAAUUGAGACUAAUUGCAUCUAUUUAUAUACUAAUUAUUGGUUGUUUCUGCAGUA